UGUAGUUACAUAUAGGCAAUAACAGUUCCAAUUUGCACACUCGAGAGUUAGCCUGCCUGAAAGCCCAGCCCAGCCCAGCCCAGCCCCAAUGGACCGCAGCGAAGAAGACCAGCAGCCGACGGAGGAGUCACAGCGGUACAGGAGCCGCCAGCUGAAUGCAAGCGUCGACGCUUUGGUGGUCCUCAGACGAAACACAGAGCGCAUUAUGGACAGUGUCAUCAUGAACCUGGAUGCUCUGAACAUGGCCCUGGAUCAUCUGGAGGAGCGCACAGACCGAGUCCUUGCACAGCUGCGACAGUACAUGCAGUCCAUGGAGGAUCUGGAUCGGUCGAAUACGGCCCGAUGGCAUGGCGGAUACGGCGAUCCAGAUGCCACCAUCUAGGCAGGCAGAACGCAACCAACUCCACUGCAAAUUGAACUGUUAUUGAAAAUACAAACUCAUCAACAUCGAAUUCUGAAAAACAAAACGAAUAAAAUCUUUGCGGGGGCACAAAGACAAAG
Drosophila persimilis is the source of this 501-nucleotide messenger RNA. RefSeq lists its product as uncharacterized. The record is from RefSeq and is a predicted model, not a curated record. The transcript has a single exon. NCBI's taxonomy places the organism in Eukaryota, Metazoa, Arthropoda, Insecta, Diptera, Drosophilidae. The coding region runs from base 89 to 382 and encodes 97 amino acids.